Molecule: messenger RNA, 1886 nt
Organism: Prunus avium (sweet cherry)
Lineage: Eukaryota; Viridiplantae; Streptophyta; Magnoliopsida; Rosales; Rosaceae
Product: dolichyl-diphosphooligosaccharide--protein glycosyltransferase 48 kDa subunit
Cellular component (GO): endoplasmic reticulum membrane; oligosaccharyltransferase complex
Source: RefSeq, a predicted model, not a curated record
AAAGGCAAAUAUAAGGAAAAAAAAACAGAAAGAGAAGAAAUUACGAAAAGUCAGCCAACCCAGUGCAGAGUCCACUCUAGUUUUGCGAUCUGAAGGAAGAAAGUCGAAGCAGCACUUCUCACAGGCGCAUUUCUCCUCAGUCCCUCCCAAACCGAAACCAUGCUGAAGCUCCUCAGUGUCCUCACCUUCCUAACCCUAACCCUCCCAUUUCUCGCCCACUCUUUCUCGCCGGACCACCCAACCGAUCGCCGGAUCCUCGUCUUGCUCGACGACCUCGCCCUCAAAUCCUCGCACUCCUUGUUCUUCAAGUCCCUGCAAUCUCGAGGCUUCGAGCUCGAUUUCAAGCUCGCCGAUGAUGCCAAGAUCUCCUUGCAGCGUUACGGCCUGUAUAGCUAUGACGCCUUGAUUCUCUUUUCUCCUUCGGUCGAUCGGUUUGGAGGGUCCAUUGACCUGGCUGCUAUUCUUGAUUUUGUGGAUAGCGGUCAUGAUUUGAUCAUUGCAGCUGAUACCAAUGCAUCUGAUUUGAUCCGACAAAUCGCAGUCGAGUGCGGAGUUGAUUUUGAUGAGGAUCCAGCGGCUGUGGUCAUAGAUCACACAAGCUAUGCAGUUUCCGACACUGAAGGAGAUCAUACAGUUAUUGCUAGUGAUGAUUUCAUCAAGUCUGAUGUAAUUUUAGGAAGCAAGAAAAUUGAGGCUCCUGUACUUUUCCAGGGGAUUGGCCAUACGGUGAAUUCUGAAAAUAGCCUGGUUCUGAAAGUUCUCUCAGCUUCACCUUCAGCAUAUUCUGCUAACCCCAAAAGCAAGCUGUCAAAUCCUCCAUCUCUCACGGGAUCUGCUAUAUCUUUAGUUUCAGUUGUGCAGGCAAGAAACAAUGCUCGGGUUUUGAUCUCUGGUUCAUUAAGUUUGUUUAGCGAUAGGCUUUUCAGAUCUAAGGUUCAGAAGGCUGGGAGCCCAAAGAAACAUGAGAAAUCAGCUAAUGAGCAGUUUCUGACUGAACUUAGCAAAUGGGUUUUCCACGAAAGAGGUCAUCUCAAGGCUGUGAAUGUAAGACACCACAAAGUUGGGGAAGCAGAUGAACCUGCAAUUUACAGGAUCAACGAUGACUUGGAAUAUUCGGUGGAGAUUUAUGAAUGGCAUGGAAAAAGUUGGGAGCCAUAUGUUGCUGAUGAUGUUCAAGUGCAGUUUUAUAUGAUGAGUCCCUAUGUUCUGAAAACCUUAUCGACUGAUCAGAAGGUAAUGCAUGUUAUUCCCUCCAGACUUUCUGUAUUUCCUGUAGAUUUUCUGUUGAUACCCUUUCUGAUUUUUGUUUUAUUUUUUGUAUUGCAGGGCAGUUAUUUUACAGCGUUUAAAGUUCCAGAUGUUUACGGGGUGUUCCAGUUCAAGGUUGAGUACCAGAGGCUUGGCUACACAAGUUUAUCCCUAUCAAAGCAGAUUCCUGUUCGGCCAUUUAGACACAAUGAAUAUGAAAGAUUCAUACCAGCAGCUUAUCCCUAUUAUGGAGCAGCAUUUUCUAUGAUGGCAGGCUUCUUCAUCUUCACGGCUGUCCACUUAUACAGCAAGUAGCUAUAGAACAAUUUGUCAGGGAAGAUGUACCGCGGGCACUAAGAGCUUAGGAAUGGAGAUUUUGAUAGGCAAUAGCAUUACGCAGACUUUUCUAUAUUAUAGGACAAAUUAUAUCGUUGAGGAACUGCUAAUUAUGCCAAACCUUUUUAUUCAUCCAGUUAAUAGACACCAUUAUCUCCUAGGCCGCCACGGGCGUUUAUACAUUUAAAAGUUACUCUCAUGCCAAAAAUGCCCAUCAGAGAGAAAUGAGAAAACUGGUUGAUUUAUGGAGGCUGUAAAAGUGUUCUGAAAGAUGGUUAAUAUCUGAAAAUUCUAUUUUAUGA